AUGUCUGAACAACUCCUGAAGACAGCAUCAACGCAUAAUGCUUCCCUUGUAGGAAUGAUUGAUUCCGCUUUUGGAAGGGUAAUGGACGUCGUCGCCAGCGUUGGUUGGACCCCCCUGGCCAGACUUGCAGAGAGCGGUGUUGUUGCGCUUAUGCAGAAAAUUACUGUCGGACACUUGCGUGUCCUUACAGAGUCACACAUCUACAAUUUCCCCCCUCAUGGAAGUGAGGGUAUCCAAGAUGGACCCAGCGCUGAACUUCGUGUGGUGAAAGAUUCAUUCUGGAUAAGGCUUGUCACUAUGUCGGACCUCGGAUUUGCCGAGGCAUUCAUGUACGGAGACGUUGAAUGCGACGACUUGGUGACUUUAUUCAAGAUUUUCCUGCUUAACCGAGAAAAUCUCGUCGAAAUGAAGUCUGCGAUUGCAAGUCUGUUGUUUACACUUCCCCAAAGGCUCACUAGCAUUCGAUUCCUUAAUACAUUGAGCAAUUCGAGAAGUAAUAUCAGUGCUCAUUACGAUAUCAGUAACCAAAUGUUCGAAGCAUUUUUAUCGCGCGACAUGACCUACUCUUGCGCUAUAUUCCCGACUCUCGAUGCAGACAUGGCCAUUGUAGAAAAGGGCGAACGGCUACUCGAGAACGGUGUCGUAGUCAAGGGCCUCGGAAAUGGAGAUUUCCAUGGCAUUGGCGUAGACACAGACAUUCCCACCAAUAAACUGACCCUUCCCGAUGAAGAGGAUCAACUUUAUCAAGCCCAAAUGAUCAAGUUGGAACAUCUCGUGAAGAAACUUAAGAUUCCUGAAACCUCUGACAAAGUUAUUCGCAUCCUGGAGAUUGGAUCCGGUUGGGGUGCAUUAGCCAUCUUACUGACCCAAAAGUAUCCGUUUGUUGAGGUUGACAGCCUAACUUUGAGCUCCGAACAGAAAUCUCUUGCCGAAGAGAGGAUUCGCGCUGCUGGAGUGGAGUCGAGGGUGAGAAUCUGGUUGAUGGAUUACCGCUGUGUCCCCGAAUCAUGGUCCGGUAUCUUCGAUCGGUUCGUGAGCAUCGAGAUGAUUGAGGCCGUUGGUCGUGAAUUCUUGAAGGAGUACUGGGCCAUCGUCGAGAGAUGCAUGAAACCAGAGAAUUCGGUUGGCGUCGUCCAGGUGAUCACGAUUCCCGAGCCGCGCGUGGGGGUGCAGGAUACGAACGGUAUAUUCGCGAGAUUGAUUUCAUUCGGAAAUGGAAUUCCUGGGGAAGUUUUUCCGGGUGGCCAUUUGCCUACUGUAACAGCACUCGUCGAUACCCUUGCUCAAGGCGGCAAGAACAAACUUAUUAUAGAUAGUAUAUCCAAUAUUGGGCCUCAUUAUGCGAGAACUUUGAGAGAGUGGAGAAGACGUUUCCUAGCUAGAUUCGACUCGGACAUUAUACCCUCAUUAAAACGGGAAUACCCGGAUGUGUUUGAUGAAUCUCCUCGAGGACGGCAGGAGAUCGAAGUAUUCAAACGCAAAUGGGUGUAUUAUUAUUGCUACUGCGAAGUUGGUUUUACUACCCGAACCCUUGGCGAUCACAUCAUCACGUUUUCUUCUGCCAUGAAGGGAUUCUUUGCUGUCGCAGCUCUUACAGUGUCCUCCGCCCUUGGAGGCGCCUCUGCUAGCUCCUACCACGAGAAGCGUAUUGAUCAUUAUGGACAAGCAACUUGGUUCAACCCAGUGAGCGGAAAUGACGGAUGUGGAUACCAAGUCCCGUCAGGUGUACCUGCUGUACAUGUUUCCCCCACUUAUUGGAGAAACGGCCAGAACUGUGGACAGUGGGUUCAACUUAAUAUCAACGGGAAGCAGUCAUACGGCGUUGUGACUGGCGAGUGCAAGACAUGCCAAGCAGAGAAUAUUGAUACAUCCCCCAACCUAUUCAGUGACUUCGGACACACAGACAUUGGUAUUCUCACUUGCAAAUGGAAGUUCAUGAAGAAGGACUGGGAGCCCAAAGAGCUCCCGGAGUGCGAGUAA
Molecule: messenger RNA, 1980 nt
Organism: Rhizoctonia solani
Lineage: Eukaryota; Fungi; Basidiomycota; Agaricomycetes; Cantharellales; Ceratobasidiaceae
Product: cyclopropane-fatty-acyl-phospholipid synthase
Exons: 19
Coding region: 1-1980 (659 amino acids)
Source: RefSeq, a predicted model, not a curated record